UGCUCGCUGAGCUCGGCUCAUCGCACUUGCUGCAACACGUCUUGUCAACCUCGCACUUUACGCGUGAACCAGGGAGACAGUGAUAGUGAAAGGGGUCGGAGUAGCUGGAUGUAAAGGGUACAGGAUCGAAAUUUAAAAUUGUGCAGAUCCGUGGAUUUAAGGCAAGCCAAUAAAAGUGGACGUUGAAGUGAAAUUGAUGUUGCAAUCGGGAACUCUUCCCUCAACAUGAGGGGCCGUCAAUGAUACGGGUAUUGAACAAACCUGUUGCGAAGUUCAAUGUCCUUGUUCUAAGUCUUGGGUGAGAGCACUCAGCGCAAUUACGCACGGCAUCAUUAUGGUUUUAUUUUUGGAUAGACGUGUCCCUGCUUUGUUCCUACUUUGGGGCUACUGCGUUUUUGCGGACACGGUCUUUUCGAACUUUACCCUGGACAACGAGGUCCACUCCAGUUUCAUCCACCGGCGGCUGAAGAGCCAGGAGCGUCGGGAGAUGCAGCGGGAAAUCCUCUCGAUCCUCGGGCUACCGCACCGGCCGCGACCGCAUCUCCACGGGAAGCACAACGCGGCACCGAUGUUCAUGCUGGACCUGUACAAUGCCAUGUCCACGGAGGGGAAAGAGGAUGGGUACUCCUACCCAUACAAACCCAUCUUCACCACCCAGGGGCCGCCGAUAGCCACUCUUCAGGACAACAACUUCCUAAACGACGCAGACAUGGUUAUGAGCUUUGUCAAUUUAGUGGAACACGAUACAGAGCUCCUACCCGUCCGGCGGCACCACCGAGAGUUCCGUUUCGACCUAUCACGUAUUCCUGAGGGGGAAGCGGUCACCACUGCAGAGUUCCGCAUCUAUAAGGACUUCAUCCACGAACGCUUUGACAAUGAAACCUUCCGCAUCAGUGUCUACCAGGUGCUGGAGGAACACAUUGACAGGGAGUCAGACCUGUUUCUGUUGGACUCGAGGGUCAUCUGGGCGGCUGAGGACGGCUGGCUGGUGUUUGAUUUGACAGUGACCAGUAACCAAUGGGUCUUGAACCCUGGACACAACCUGGGCCUGCAGCUGGCUCUGGAGAGCACUGACGGUGUGAGUGUGAACCCGCGGUUGGCAGGGCUGAUCGGCCGCAGUGGUCCUCAGAAUAAACAGCCCUUCAUGGUGGCCUUCUUCAAAGCCACCGAGGUGCACCUGCGCAGCAUCCGCUCAGCAACAGGGGGCACCAAACAACGCAACCCCAACCGCUCCAAAGGGGCCAACAAGGGCCAGGAGGCACUCCGAGUGGCCAACAUUGCAGAGAACAGCAGUGCUGAUCAGAAGCAGGCGUGUAAGAAACACGAGCUCUACGUCAGCUUCAGAGAUCUGGGGUGGCAGGACUGGAUCAUAGCUCCAGAGGGCUAUGCAGCAUACUACUGUGAGGGAGAGUGUGCCUUCCCUCUCAACUCCUAUAUGAACGCCACAAACCACGCCAUCGUGCAGACACUAGUCCACCUAAUAAACCCAGAUACCAUUCCUAAGCCCUGCUGUGCCCCAACCCAGCUCCAUGCCAUCUCGGUGCUCUACUUUGACGACAGCUCCAAUGUCAUCCUCAAGAAGUACCGCAAUAUGGUGGUCAGAGCCUGUGGCUGCCAUUAGACUACAGCCAACCUCUCAACACACACACACACACACUCACGCACACAUCUACAUAUUCCUCAACGCAGGUCACUUUCAUCGAGACUCUAGACUUUCUUCCCCAGAUUCACCUGAAUGGACACAUGAAUGGACUGCAUUUCCCAGAGUGCCUUGUUGAGCUCCUGGACGGGAGCUACAUGAGGACCGGCAGACAAUCAUGCUUAUUGAGUUCAACAUGGAACACACACACACACACACACAUACUUCCUGUGCUUUCUACUGUGUAUGAGACAUUUUAAACAGUGAUUGUAUAGUAAUACACAGUUAACAAUCUUUUGUUCAUUUAAAAAAAAAUUUAAAUUGUAUUUCACUCUGCUUUUCUAGAUAUUUUUGAUCAAUUACGUAUUUGUAUGUUUUCUAUGACUGAAUGGCUAUAGGAAGUGUGGAUGCUCUAUGGACUCUUCAUGGACCAUACUGUGUAAAUAGUUUUUUAAACAAAGAGAAGUGUAUUUAUUUCCUGGUCUUGGGCAUGUUAAGGGUUUUUCUCCUGUGUGUCUCUCUCUCUCUCUGUCUCUCUCUCUCUCUCGCUCUUUCUCUCUCUCUCUCUCUCUCUCUCUCUCUCUCUCUCUCUCUCUCUCUCUCUCUCUCUCUCUCUCUCUCUCUCUCUCUCUCUCUCUCUCUCUCUCGCUCUUUCUCUCUCUCUCUCUCUCUCUCUCUCUCUCUCUCUCUCUCUCUUUCUCUCUCUCUCUCUCUCUCUCUCUCUCUCUCGCUCUUUCUCUCUCUCUCUCUCUCUCUCUCUCUCUCUCUCUCUCUCUCUCUCUCUCUCUCGCUCUUUCUCUCUCUCUCUUCCUCCUCUGUUUCUCACCAUGCUAGCUCAGAGAUUUGUUUUUCCUGCACAGUCACAGUGCUGAAUCUAUCAUCAGUAUGGACCUAUCACUACAGCCUUGUCAUGGGGAAUAACUCAGCCUGUUCCUCUCCUUAUUCCAAACAUUGUCUUAAAGACAUAAAAGUUAUUUUCAGAAUGAAAAUGCAUUCAUAUACAUACUGUAGCUCUUUUUAUAAACUAGACUUUGACUUGAAUUACAAUAAAAAGCAAUAAUACAGAGAGUGUUUCAAAACAAAAAGAAGAGAAAGAUUGGGGAAUGAAAGAGAGAGAGAGAGAGAGAGAGAGAGAGAGAGAGAGAGAGAGAGAGAGAGAGAGAGAGAUUGUGUCUAGGGUGUGUGUGUGUGUGUGUACGUGUGUACCAUUACCUUGAGCACCACGAGUGUGUUGUGUGCCAGGUGGUUUUAGGAUGGUCUGUCGUUUUAUCCUCUGCUGUAAAGGCUGAUGUCUAUCUCUUCCUUAUUUAAGAGGACUAUUUAUUGAGAGCCGAGGCUGGUACUCUCUGCCAACGCAACAGUCUUUGUUUUACUGCAAAACUGGUUUAAUAAAAUCGGAGAAGCAUCA
Oncorhynchus keta (chum salmon) is the source of this 3047-nucleotide messenger RNA. RefSeq names its product bone morphogenetic protein 7-like. Lineage: Eukaryota; Metazoa; Chordata; Actinopteri; Salmoniformes; Salmonidae. Bases 335 to 1621 code for a protein of 428 amino acids. Gene Ontology annotation, cellular component: extracellular region. The record is from RefSeq and is a predicted model, not a curated record. The transcript has 7 exons. Gene Ontology annotation, molecular function: growth factor activity; cytokine activity. Gene Ontology annotation, biological process: SMAD protein signal transduction.